Haliotis rufescens (red abalone) is the source of this 1282-nucleotide messenger RNA. RefSeq names its product hydroxylysine kinase-like. The coding region runs from base 35 to 1162 and encodes 375 amino acids. Lineage: Eukaryota; Metazoa; Mollusca; Gastropoda; Lepetellida; Haliotidae. The record is from RefSeq and is a predicted model, not a curated record. The transcript has 6 exons. Gene Ontology annotation, molecular function: amino acid kinase activity.
UAUAACACUGAUUUUACCUGGAUAAAGAAACACCAUGGCGGAUCCUCGACGUCCGUACGUGACCACUGACCAGGUGAAGGACAUCAUGGUGUCUGUGUAUGACUGCCACCCAACAGGAAUUACCGAACUGCCCUCGUUUAUGGACAGAAACUUCCUCGUGGAGUCGUCAACCUUUGAUCGGUGCGUCUUGAAAGUGACCAACCCAGAUGAAUCCACCUGCGACGCCAAGAUAAAGGCUCUGGUAGAUCUAACCUUGGUGCUCAAGAACAAUGGCUUCGUCUGUCCACUUUAUUUGCCCAAUAAGCAUGGCAAUAUGUUUACCAAGAGAGGAUUUCCUGUACCCUUAUUAGAUAGCCCCAAAGAAGACUGUUGUGUUCGUCUCCUCACCUACCUACCCGGAGAACCACUAGAUAGUUGUCUCCACUUGCAUCAUAAGGAGACCUACUUUCUGCUCGGGGUGCUGUUAGCGGAACUGCAUGACGUAUUCGAGGAUUUCCCAACGGAUUGUCUGCAGGUAGAGAAAGACAACAGAUGGAUUGCAGAAAAUGCCGGGUUAAUGAAGAACUACCUGCCUUCAACUCAGGAAGACGAUAUAAAGGACAUUGUGAGCAGCGUUGUUCGGGAGUUUGAAAGCAAAAUGUCGGUAAAACAAGGCUUCUUGCAAAAAGGAGUAGUUCAUGGCGAUUUCAACAUGGGCAACAUAAUCGUAAAGCCUGAGCUGUGUGGAUCCGAAAUGUCAUUGGCUGAUUGCAGAGGUGGAAAGCAGGUACUUGGAAUAAUAGAUUUCAACGAGGUCUGUUACACAUACCGAGUAGCAGAGGUCGGGCAGCUAAUAUACGGCGCGAUGCAAAAAUCCCAGGCUGGCCAACAGGAAGUACUUCGUAUAGGUGGUCACGUGAUUUCCGGUUACCUAUCCAUCCGGGCGCUCAGUUCAAGUGACCUUGACAUGUUGUAUGACUUUAUGCUGGUAUACUGCUGUCAGAUUGCUGUUCUGGGAGAGCAUUCCGUCCUUCAACAGAAGGAUGGGAACACGUACAUCCAAGGUCUGGUGGAUGGAAGUAAAAGAUGGCUGAGGAUCCUGAAGUCUGUGAGACGAGAGUCGGUGUGUGACGUCUGGAAUGAGGUCCUGGGAGAUCACGGAGUGAACGGACACCGAUGUUGAACUCAUCACAGUUUGAAACAAUAUGUACAGAAGGGUUUUUGGACGAACAGAAAUCGCAGAAUGGUUCAUUACUGGAAGUGUAACUGUGUCGCCCAAGUUCCACAUCUAAACGGAAAUUAU